Molecule: messenger RNA, 1584 nt
Organism: Letharia lupina
Lineage: Eukaryota; Fungi; Ascomycota; Lecanoromycetes; Lecanorales; Parmeliaceae
Exons: 7
Coding region: 1-1584 (527 amino acids)
Molecular function (GO): iron ion binding; monooxygenase activity; oxidoreductase activity, acting on paired donors, with incorporation or reduction of molecular oxygen
Source: RefSeq, a predicted model, not a curated record
AUGUUCUCCUUCCUUCUUUCCACCCUCGUCUUAUGGGCUUCUUAUGCUGUUGCUUUGGUCGUAUACCGGCUAUACUUCCACCCUUUGGCAGCUUUUCCCGGCAGAAAAUUGGCGGCUGCCACGAGGUGGUAUGAGUUCUAUUUCGACUGUAUCAAAGGGGAUGGUGGGCAGUAUAUGUGGGAGGUCGAGCGUAUGCAUGAGGAGUAUGGACCCAUCAUCCGCGUCACCCCAAACGAAAUCAAAAUCAAAGAUAUCGAGUACUACGAUUCCCUCUACUCGACAUCGCAACCUCGCGAUAAAUAUGGUCCCUCGGCGAAGAUGUCCGGGACGCCUUUAUCAGGUAAGCACCCUCCCGUCAAACACCGCCGCACGCCCAUAUGCUCCCGCACGCACCGAGGCGGGACCCCGCAGGAUGCAGGUAAGACUGACACACCCUCUCACGAGAUAGCCUUCGGCACAGAACCGCACGCCCUCCACAAAAUCCGCCGUGCGCCCCUAAACCCUUUCUUCUCCAAACGCGCCGUUGCCGCUCUGCAGCCGCGGAUUGAGGAAAUCAUUGACGAUUUGUGCAACGGCCUUCGAGGAUGCAUGCAAAGGAACGAGGUGGUGGAGCUGAGGCCGGCGUUUCUGUCGUUGGCGAUUGAUGUCGUGUUUCGAUAUUCAUUCGGCUACUCCCUGGGGGCUCUCAAGAAACCCGAUUUCUCACCCCAAUGGAACGACGCGAUUGAAGGAACGGCCGAGGCGGCGCCGCUGACGAAGCAGAUGAGCGGGAUCGUGCAGUAUCUGCAGAAACUACCCUUACCGAUCAUCCGAUUCCUGCAUCCAAAUCUAGGCCGGCUCCUAGGAUUGAGACAGGUCCUCCGCCAACAAAUCGCCUCCAUCAUCAAACUGUACGACAACGGCGUCCUCCCCGCCAAAGACGGCUCCUCCUCAGAGCGCACCAUCUUCCACGCCGUCAUGGAAUCCGACCUGCCCGCCUCGGAGAAAACGGAAGAACGUCUCACGGACGAAGCCUUCGCUUUCAUCGGCGCCGGCACCGAGACCACGAAACAGACGCUCAACGCCGCGUUCUACUACCUGUUGACGAGUCCCGAGAAGUUGGCGCGCCUGAGAGAGGAGUUGGCGCGUGCGAUGCCGGAUCCGGCGGUGUGUCCGCCGUUGCAUGUGUUGGAGGGGGCGGGAUACUUGAGCGCCGUCGUCAAAGAGACGCUCCGUAUCACGACGUCGGUGACGUCGCGACUGCCGCUCGUGGCACCGACGCAGGAGUUGAAGUACGGGCGGUGGAACAUACCUGCCGGGACCCCCGUAUCCAUGGACUUCCGCUCCACCCUGCUCUCCCCCGCCCACUUCCCGGACCCCCUCACCUUCGCCCCGGACCGCUGGCUCGUCCCCGCCGACAGGCCGGACCGUCUCGCCCUCGCGGAAAUCACCCUCGCCAUCGCGUGCCUGUUCCGCCGGUUCGACUUCGCCCUCCACGGCACGGACGCGCGGGCCGUCAACGUGACGCGGGAUCGGUUCGCGGCGGGCUUGGAUCGCGGGAGCAGGGGGACGCGGGUGAGGGUUUUGAGGGAGUUUGCGGGGUAG